AGGUCACUCAUGUAAUACACACGUAUGUUGUAUCAUGCCUGUCUUGAUAUUUAAUCAUUUUUUUGUACUUGCCCAGUAAUAUACUUCAAAAUGUUUUAAAAAUAUGUUAAAACAAUAUACAGUUUCACAUAACGUUAUCACGGUGUUUUAUUGAGCAUAUUGUACAAUAUAGGAAUUUGGGAAUAUUUCAAGUAAGCCAAAUUAACACUAAGUGAGACACUGGGAUGUGUAUUUUGACUUAAAAUAUGGAAAUAUAACGUUACCAUAGAACAGUAACUUGAAAGGAAAUGAAUGCUACGUAUUAUUACUUAAUAAUAAAAUAUUUUAACUGUCCCUGUACAUAUAUUUUAUAUGUUUCCCUUUUUGUGUUUAAUAAAGUUGAGCUACCAGCGGCAGCCUAUGCACUGACAUCAGCACAGAAGUCAUUACAGCGAAUGGUAAAGAUAUGAAAGUGGUGCUUGUGGCAGUCAGACGGCUGCUGCUGGGAGACGUUAAACCACUCCAGUCUCCGGCUCUUAUCGCGCACCGUUUGCCAGUCCGGGCGGAAUCUUCUCCUGGAUUUCACGGCGCUUCACGCUGCCGUUUGGUUACAUUGUAUCCCCAGUGCCGAAAGAGACGGAGGAUCCGAAGACCCGCGACAGACCGCAAGAAAACGAAUUAACUCACUCGAGAAACGACGUGACGGAUCUACCGCGCUGGAGCCUUACGGGAGAUGUUUCAUUCCAGUCCGCGACAGCGGCUCCACCAUGCACGUUGCGGACGGCGUUUCCAUUUCUGAACGGGAUCCCAGAGUGUGAUGGCUGCGGUCCAGCGAGUCGCUGGCCUUCCCUUUCUCUAGUCGCUGGAUGUCUCGGGAGUAUCGUGGGUUUUCCGUGGAUUUCUAACAACCGGGCCCUACCUACACCUAUGGAGUGUACAUGAGCGCUCCCGGGAUAGGAGUUUGUGAGUGUGGGGGCAAGAUGUGGGUGACUGGGAAAUUGAUAUCGAUACGCUGAGGCUGCUGUUGCCCCUUCUUCCCACACCCUGGAAGUCUGAGAGAUCAGACGCUAAAGUGACAGACUCGGGGAGCUGGCACUAAAAUGUCCCUAAGUGGUGGCACUGCAGGCGGGAAAGGUGUGGACUCGAAUGCGGUGGACACUUACGAUAGCGGUGAUGAGUGGGAUAUUGGCGUCGGAAAUCUGAUUAUCGACCUUGACGCCGACUUAGAAAAGGACAAGCUCGAGAUGUCUGGCUCGAAGGAGGCCGCGGGAAUGGCCGCGCCACCCAGCGCCGUCGCAACUCUGCCGGACAAUAUCAAGUUUGUGAGCCCUGUCGGUGCCCCUCAGGGCAAAGAGAGCAAAUCGAAAUCCAAGCGCAACAAAAAUUCUAAAGACAAUAGUAGCAAGUCUCCAGCAGGAGAUGGAGCGAAGAAGGAGCAUCAGGGACGAACCCAAGGGGAGGUUACGGGCACGACUGGUGGCACCGGAGGGGCUAGCAACGCCACACCUGGCAAAGGCAUUGAGAAGGGUGGGAAAGCCUCCCGUGGAGUACCGAACAGCAAAAAGGAGAAGGAGGCGUCUGCUGGGAAAGCCAAGAAGGAGAAGAACGAGAACCUGGUGGCGGCAGUCACCAUUGAAAAGGAGGUAGCUGCUAAUGCUCAAGCACUCGGGAACAGCACGCGUGGCGCCUCCUUUGACCCCGCGCCAAACGCGGACCUGGCGUCGGCCGAGAUGCAUGGGAUUAACGCCCUGGAAACCGUGGGAAUAGUACCGCUGGCUGUUAAGCCGGAGCCCGAGGAGCUGGACAAUGGCGAGUGCCGAGUGGCGAAGAAGGUAAAAAACGAAAAGAUGGAGUCUCCGGUCUCUACGCCCGCCCCUCCCCCGCUCCACCUCCUCGGCUCGGGGGUCAACGCGGAUAUCGCGUCGCCCUGCGAGCAGCUGAUGGUGCGCACCCGAUCCGUGGCCGUCAACACUUCUGACGUGGCCUCGGCCACAGAGCCGGAGUGCCUGGGCCCCUGCGAGCCCGGCACCAGCGUCAACCUGGAGGGCAUUGUAUGGCAGGAGACAGAGGACGGGAUGCUGGUGGUUAACGUGACAUGGCGGAACAAGACGUACGUUGGGACGCUGCUGGACUGCACCCGCCACGAUUGGGCUCCCCCGAGGUUCUGUGAAUCCCCUACAAGUGAUUUAGAGAUGCGGAACGGGCGUGGCCGAGGUAAGAGAAUGCGUCCCAACAGCAACACGCCGGUCAAUGAGAACAGCAACUCUUCUGAUAACAAAGGCAACAACAACAGCAAGACCAGGGCAGGCUCCAACAGCAAGGGUCGGCGUGGAAGUCAGAACUCCUCCGAGCGGAGGACCCCACCCAACAGCAACGUGGAGGACGUCAAAGCUAGCCCAUCCUCAGCCAGCAAACGCAAGAACAAGCCUGCAUCCGACAUGGAGCCCAACUCGAGCUCUGAGGACACCAAAGGCAACAAGCGCAUGCGCACCAACUCCAACAGCGGGGCGACGCCGUCUGGACUUGCGAUUCCCACCAUCAAGACCGAGUGUCUUCCCCCUCCCCUGGACCGCAGCUGCCCGUCGCCGGUACUUAUCGACUGCCCAUAUCCUAACUGCAACAAAAAGUACAAGCACAUCAACGGGCUGAAGUACCACCAAGCGCGUGCUCACAACGACGACGACAUCAAGCUAGACAUGGAUGGGGACAGCGAGUACGGGGAGGAGACCUCUCUCCACCCAGAGCCUGGGAGCUGUAAUGGGGCCUCCGUCUCUCAAAAAGGGUCUCUCUCCCCGGCGCGGUCAGUCACUCCUAAAGGAAGGGGAUUUGAGGUGCAAAGCUCGUCUCCUUCCCCAGGCAAGUUUGGCUCCAAGCCCAAGAAAAAGAACGGCGACGCGGACACGGAAGCUUGCAGCAUUCCCGUGGAUGGCUGCGAAGACGGACCUUCCCUCACCGACGAUGCCAGCAACGAUGGCAUGGAGGACAAGAAGUCCAAAAAGCCCACUGGCGGCAGCAUUAAGCAUGACAAGCUGUCUCAGAAGAACGUGAAGUCCUCCAGGCCCAUGGCCCCAAGCAUCACAUCGCAGCAGAUGUACUCCCUGCAGGCCACGCCCUUCAGCUCUGGGAGCCCCAGCCAUCCUCUGGGAAUGAGCUCCAUGAUGCAGGGCAUCCCCAAGAGCCCGCAGCUUAAAGGCAUCCAGCCCAAGCCAAGCACCACUGGAGACGUGUCUCCCAUGAACACAGUCCUGGGGAGCUCCAAGGACAAAAAGAAAAAGGACAAAAAAAAGAAAGAGUCCUGUAAGGAUGCAGACAGCCCCAAGCCUUCGGGUAAGGGAGGCAAAGCUGAGGAUGGGAAAAGCCCCUAUUCGGAGUCAUCUGACCCAGGAGGCCGCAUCGAAGGCCAUCUGAAUGGCUCUUCGGACCACCAUCAGAGUCGCCUAGCCAGCAUCAAGGCAGAAGCAGAUAAGAUCUACAGCUUUACGGACAAUGCUCCGAGUCCGUCCAUUGGGGUGGCGAGCCGUAUUGACAAUUGCGGCCAGCCCCUCACUCCCCUCCACGUGGUCACUCAGAAUGGCGCUGACAGCGCUUCCGUGAAGACGAACAGCCCUGCGUACUCAGACAUCUCUGACGCCGGAGAAGAUGGCGAGGGCAAAAUGGAAGGCGUGAAGUCCAAGGUAGAAGAUCAUCCUGUGAGGGAAGGAGCCAAAAAGGCUCUCUUCCCCUCACAGGCGCCCAAUAAGGAGUCACCUUACUAUGCUAGCUAUGACAACUACUACUCUCCAACCUACGCCCACCCCAGCCCCGGCGGCGCUAGUGCAGGUGCGUUGCUGGCGGACAGCCAAGCCGUGAAGGUGAAGAAGGAGGAAGAGCAGGAGUCGAGUGAAGAGAAGGCGAAGCCGGAGGUUCAGGAGGAGCGCAAGGCGGAUGCCGCACCCAGCCAACCGCAUCUGCAGUCACACCACCACCACCACCAGCAGCAGCAGCAGCAGCAGCACCACCAUCACCACCACCAGCAGCAGGCCUCCGUCAUCCAGCAGCGCUCCAACAUGUACAUGCAGCCGCUCUACUACAGCCAGUACUACGUACCCCCUUACAGCUACCCAGACCAGGUCUACCACAACCACCUCAUGAACACUAACCCAGCCUACCGGCAGCAGUACGAGGAGCGGCAGAGGCUGAUGGCGGAGCAGCACAGGGCGGCCGAGAAGAAGGCCGACGCGAGCAUGAAGGAGAGGGAGGCCUCCAUGAAAGAGGACUGGAAGCAGAAGGGUCCCGUUCCCCUGGGGCUCACCAAAGCUCCCAGCCUGUCGGACCUGGGGAAGUCCCAGGCACCCAGCAAGCAGAGAGACUCCGCUUCUGAGCCAGCCAAGUCGGUCAUCAUUCCCAAAGGGGAGGAGGCCAAGCUCCAGCCCCUGCAGGCCGAGGGCCUGAAGGUGAAGCUCAGUGAAGGUGGCCAUCAUGGCAAAGAAGACUCCAAAACGGGAGUAGAGUCUGUCCGGCCCAGCAUGGAGCAGGCCGUGUGGUAUAGGCAGUAUCCCGAGAGCCAGAGGCAAGCCGAUGAGGAGCGGGAGCGGGACCGCGAGAGGAAAAGCAAAGACGAGAGAAUCCGGCCUAAGGACGCCGGCCCCAAAGACGACAACAAGGACAUGGCCGAUCGCCCAUCUGCUGCCGCCCCAGAAGACUACCGGGGAGGCGGCAAGGACCCGCGGGCAAACGCCCACCUGACUUUCUCUUCUGCCCUGGCACAACAGCAGCCGUACAUGCACUAUAUGCAUGGAUACCCCUACGGGCAAGGCUACGACCCCAACCACCCUGGAUACAGGGGCAUGCCCUCGGUCAUGAUGCAGAACUACCCAGGUCCCUAUCUGCCUGCUGGUUAUCCCUUUUCGCCCUAUGGCGGGAAGAUGGGCGCGGGAGAGGAGGGCGAGAAGUCCCGCUCCAGUCCCACGGUCAGCAAGGCUGCCUCAGAGGCCAAAGCUCUGGACAUCCUGCACCAACACGCCAACCAGUACAAGAGCAAGUCCCCGACAGUCGGCGAGAAGCCGCCCCAUGACAGAGAGCGAGUGAUGGGGGAGCGGGAGAGGGAGAGAGAAGUGGACCGACCGCGUUCGUCUCCUUCCCAGCGAAUCAUGGCAUCUCACCACCACCUGGGCUAUCCCCUCGUGUCUGGCCAGUACGACCUGUCGUAUGCCACAGGCCUGUCAUCGUCUGCUAUUGUUGCCAGUCAGCAAGCUGCUGCCUCCUCCCUGUACCCACCAGCACGUAGGUGAGAAUGGGAGCCCUGAUUGCCUCACCUCAUCUUUACAAAUGCUCAUGUGACUGGAUCACAUGAGUGAGCAUACGGAGUUCAUUUAGACAUCAGUUGAAUGGUGUUUCUAUAUUUUUAGUUUUGUUUUGGGUUUUUUUCUGAUGUUUUCUUAGCAUCCGUACCUCGUUCCCCACUGAGGACUGUGAGACCAGGUUCAAAGCCAUCCCGCCCCGUCCUGCUCUGCCCGGCUGGCUACCGAACGUUUGCUGUGCGAGGACUCAUUUUAAAAAAUAAUACAGUAAAACCCAAUAAAAAUCCCUGAUCAUGAGAGUGGCUGACUGCGUAACACUCCCACAAUUCCACUGUGGCAAGAGGAGAGGCACAUAGCGCUGGGUCGAAUAAAGAAAAUAAAGACUGAACAGAGUUUAUCACGUCGAAAUAGUUGAAGUCGUUUCCCUUUUCCUUUGGGCACGCACUCUCGAUGACCUGUUAACUGUUUGACUCCUGGUUUUUGCAGCUGUCGUGUUCUGGAUUCUGUAAGUGAGGGGUUCUGGUUCUUUUCACUGUUUGUCUCAUGAAUAUGUCUCUCUAGCGCCCGUUUCUACUUAGUUUAAUCGCCACACGCCUUGUUUUUGUUUGGGUUUUUUGUGUGUGCGCGCGCGUGUGAUUUUUUUUAUUUUUAUUUUUUUUCCUUUCAGGAGGGUCAGAGUUGUUGUCCCCUACCCAGUCCUCCCCAUGAAUAUGUUCACAAAGGAAAUGCCAUGUUCUUAAUAUAUUUGCUUCCUUUCUGUUCAUGAAUGGGAGCUGGUGAAAAAUGUUUGGGUUUUUUUGUUUUUUUCCCCUCUCUCUCCCCCCUCUCUCAAGUAUUUAUUGACGUAGCUUGGCACGCUGUGUUUUGUUGUUUGUUGUUUUGUUUUGUUUUGUUCUUUCCCCCCUGUUUCACUGGACUGAUGCACAUGGCGCUCGUGGAGACCCCUUUACUCUGCCUGCAGAUCUGUCCUGGCCCCCUGCAGCUCCUGUAAGCAGCUGUAGCACACUGACACAGCUGAUGCCCAGAGAAAGCUCUCGUUCUCUGAGCAAAAGCCCAUCACAGCUGUACAUAGCAGGGCCAUGUGGUUCAACAGUUCUCUUUGGUAGCAUAUCACUGGCAGGGGGUGGUCCUCUAUACGAGAGGAGAUUUGACUUUUCUCGGGUCAGGUAUUCCUAUGGCUUGGCGUUGAAUGCUCUCUCCCCGUGGCUUGCCGUGUUGGAUGUACUGUCAUUACCACACAGGUUCCUGAAGUGCGUAGUCAGUGAUGUGACGAGACAUAACUGGUGCUGAGUGAGUGUUUUAACAGCCGUGUGUGGUCUGUGUUAAUGUCGUGUACCUGUUGGUUGGGUGACACCACAGUAAUAUAGUUUGCUCUGCAGUUAUUUGCAUGGGGGCCUCCCGUCCUACGUCUUUUAAAUGAUGUGAUGCUCUAAUGUGUUGCAAAAGUGUGAGAGAUUCGGACCCCCUACCUCCCCAGUAGCCCACCGUGAGUUUUUAUCAGCGGAAGUAUGUCACGUUGGUCAGCAUGGUGUACUAUAGCACUAGAAAUGUGACGGUGUCCUCUCAGGCAAAGCGAGCUUUGUUUCUACACCUUUUGCUGUUGUAUUGCUGUCUUUGCUCUGUACACAUAGUAUGGUGUCUGUAUAUGAUGUACAGAGGAACUAUUUUAAAAAUGCAACUGGAGAUCCGUCAGCUUUUACGGUGUUUCUGUGGUUUUAGCCAUUUCAGUGCUUCUCCUUGUUUUCUCAUUAGUUUGCUCUCCUGCUUCUUUGCCUAUAAUGUUCUUGCCAUACCUCCAUAUUGACUCCAUGCUGAGGGGGGGGGAACUUGGGCUACUACAGAUUCUGUUAGUAUUAGCAUCUGUCAAUAUCACUGAGUUAAAAUGCCAAGUUGGUAAAUUGGAGCUCAAUCCCAUAACUUUUAACUGGUUGCCUGAAAGUGAAAGAAUGGGUUGCUGUGAGUUACACAGAGAGAUUCUGAGGAGACAACCUCUUGGCCUUCUAAGAAGUCAUUUAGCAGGGCUUUCAUGUUUUGAAACCAAAAGCCCCCAGCAAGAGGAUGCCGAGGUACAUGAAACUCGAAGCGCUGGUUUCGAGUUGAAGCCCCAGAGCUUCCGUACUGGAUAGUUUGGUUAAAUGUUCCUGUGGCCCAUUUGGAUUUCCAUCUUGUUGGGGUUUCACCCUCUGCACCAGCGUCCUCAAACGUCCCAGUGCAAGAAUCCCACAACUGGACACUGGAGCGCCGCUGACGGUGCUCUCAGUUCUUGAGAGAGAGGCGUCAUCUCCCUUUUGGCUUCCCUUGUUUCUCUGGUGUAGUCUGUAAAACCUGCUCCAGUGGUGCUUGGCAGGUGUCAUUUGAUAUCUCUGAAGUGGAAGCUGUGCAUUUCUGCAUGCUUUGCAUCAUUCUUCACACUGGACCCCCAUCUGUCCACUCCUGGCUCUUAACACACACAUACUGUUUUGUUUUUCUUUCUCUCUUUCUUUUCACAAAGUAUCAGCCACUGAUACUAAAGGAUGUUUACAUUUUUUUUUAAAUUGUUUUCGUUUGAAAUAAUUCCUUGGCCGUAUCACUUGGAUUGACCUGUCCCCUCCUGGACUGUCCUCUUGUAUGUAAAGUGUACAUUACCAUGUUUCUUUUUUUAUACAAUACUGUAACUUGCCUUUGUACAUUUAGGCAAAAAAAAUAAAUCUUUUUAUGAGACAAUCA
Molecule: messenger RNA, 7964 nt
Organism: Electrophorus electricus (electric eel)
Lineage: Eukaryota; Metazoa; Chordata; Actinopteri; Gymnotiformes; Gymnotidae
Gene: znf609b
Product: zinc finger protein 609b
Biological process (GO): regulation of transcription by RNA polymerase II
Cellular component (GO): nucleus
Source: RefSeq, a predicted model, not a curated record